Schistosoma margrebowiei is the source of this 738-nucleotide messenger RNA. The record is from the annotation of a GenBank genome assembly. NCBI's taxonomy places the organism in Eukaryota, Metazoa, Platyhelminthes, Trematoda, Strigeidida, Schistosomatidae.
GACCAAUGGGACUGGGAGAUCAUUAUUCAGAAAGAUGAACGAAAUGACAAAAAAUUGGAGGAAGUAGUUGAGAAGAUAUAUGACUCUAUGAAAGUAACUGAGAACAUUUUGAUAUCGGCAUACCCAGUGUUAAAUCGCAAGUUACCGGAAAAUAUUAAAUUCAUUACAACACAAGAAUUAGAAGAUAUCUACCCCGACAAAAAACCGGCAGAACGUGAAUAUCUUGCAGUUAAACAAUAUGGUGCUGUUUUUCUCAAACAGAUCGGAAAGCUUCUGAAAUCCAAUACGAUACACGACAAUCGAGCCCCAGACUAUGAUGACUGGGAAUUGAAUGGAGAUAUACUAGUGUAUAGUGAACACGACGAUAGAUGUAUAGAAUUGUCAUCAAUGGGUAUCCGAGUGGAUGAGUUGUCAAUGGAGAGACAGUUGAAAGAAAGUGGUUGUGAAGCACGUAAACAGCUUGAAUAUCAUCAAAAUGUUCUGAAUGGUAUAUAUCCAUUAACGAUAGGUGGUGGAAUAGGACAGAGUCGAUUGUGUAUGUUCCUUAUGGAGAAGAAACAUAUUGGUGAAGUGCAAGUUAGUAUAUGGCCUGAACACGUUCGUCGUGAAUGUGAACAGAAUAAUAUAUUUCUCCUAUAAACUGAACGAAAUCAUUUUCUCUCAGCUUUAUUGCUGAAAAGAAUGUAAAGUGCAUGAAUAUUAAUUGUAUGUAUGUUUUCAUAAAUGUUGUUCUUUCAA